Molecule: messenger RNA, 1584 nt
Organism: Puccinia graminis f. sp. tritici CRL 75-36-700-3
Lineage: Eukaryota; Fungi; Basidiomycota; Pucciniomycetes; Pucciniales; Pucciniaceae
Exons: 4
Coding region: 1-1584 (527 amino acids)
Source: RefSeq, a predicted model, not a curated record
AUGGAACCAGCAGACUAUUCCGACUAUCUUGACGGCCUCCAAAUCCUCGAACAAGUAAGCAAUUGGUUGGACAAUCAGUUACCAGGUGGUGACUCCCUCAGUUCAGAAAGGCGUUCUGCAUCAGUUGCCAACACGUCGUCAAACACUCAGCAACAAGUUAUCGAUCCCAAGGACGAAGCCGACAACGACAAUGAUGGGGAAGAUUUCAAGGUUUCUAUUGAAUAUAAACUCUUCGUAACGUUGAAAAAGAACAAGUCAAAGCCUACUAACACCCGCGGAGGAAAUAAGCGAAAGGCAGUGACGGCUGAUACCCCCGAUAAAUAUGCGCGAUUAAUUUCCAAACCGAAUAAGCUAUCGCUAACUUGGAACUCUGCACAUACUAGCCUUGCAGUUUUCAAAGAGGCCGUGCUUGAAGUCCUCCGUGCACUCGAACCGGAUCAGGUGUUUGGACAUGCGGAGAAGCAAGAGAGGGAGAAGAACCUCUGCUGGUAUGUGAUUAUCCCUUACGGUGGACAAUUCAUCGAGAAGAACCAAACUCUGUUGGACAACUCCAAAAUAUUCACGAGGUUUGUUGAGGUGGCCGAGGCGAAGGGGGAAGCAAAGAUCUACUUGGUCCAAAAUGACCCCAAGACAAUUGCCGAGCGCAAUGAAGCUUUAAAACAAUUAUCUGAGCAGGACAAGGAGAACACCGACGACCAAUCUGCGCAAGCGGAGCCGACGGCUGGUGCAAGUUUCAACAGACAGGUGAUCGAGAAUAUGUGGUUGCUAAGGGCGACUCAUAUGCCGAGUGAGCAAUUGACGGGGUCAAUGGAGCUUCCAGUUAUGAUUGACCCCAAAGAUUCGAAGCGGUUCAUUGCGCUCAGUCCGGAUCGAAUUAGCCUCUGGGCCAGAGCGAUGGUUACCAACAACGAAGUCACGGUAGACAAUCCGCCAAAAUCUCUGGCCUUCCGAUUCCAGACGAAAGCCGAAUUCAAAGGAAUCACUGCAGGUGCCGAAGAAGAGGGAGAUAAUGCGAUCGAUGUCCGCGCUAGGACGACUGAAGAUUUGGCUAGUGUUCCUAGAACUCCCGGCAGCAACAGAAGCCCAGCUGGUACUGCAUCUGCAUCGGGUUCUACAAACCACAUCAACUUGUCGCCGAUUCAAAUGGGAAUGGGGGCCUAUCCACCGUCGAUGAGUUGGCCGUCAGGCAACCCUUGGGGAUGGGGCCCUCCAAACCCAAACUUCUAUGUCCCAUACGGUGGGAUGCGACACGAGCAUCCACCAGGAUGGCAGCCCAACCCGUUUCUCGCUCACAAUUCUCACUUGGCUGCAGGGACUAUGAACACCGGCCCUGUUUCUUCGCCGCCGGCUUCAGACGACACUGUGGAUAUCAAUGAUUACUUGUCAUUCUGCCACAUCGAUCAUAAUUGUGAAUCCGUACAGAAGGCGCUGGUCGAUUACGGUAUCACUCAUUAUCAAGAAUUUGAAAACAUCAAACCUGAAGAGCUCGAAGUGUUUGGUGUGAAAAAGAGCAAAGCGAGAUUGCUCGUCUCUAACACCAAAAAGUACGGACGCACUCUUAAAAAGCGCCGCCUCAACAAGUAG